GCUCCCAGCAGCGCCCGCCAUGGCCGCUCGCACCGCCUAGGAAGCACGUGUGGCGGUUUAGAGCCGGGUCGCCCCGGCAGCGGCACCAUGAAGAGCAAACCGUCAGCCCACAAGUCGGGGAACACGCACCGGUUUCUUACCUUCUCGGAGCGCUUAAGCAAUAUUAAUAUUGAUAUUAUUCAUCGGAUUGACAGAACUGGGAGCUACACUGAGGAGGUUGAAACCUAUUUUUCUGAAGCACUACGGAAAUGGAGGGAACUGAACCUCACUCAGCAUUUUGUGCAGUUCUACAAUGAAGUGGCCAACAAAUGCCAGUCCUUCAAUCAGCUGGUCUAUUACCAGAAUGCCAUUGUGCAAAGCUUGAAGACGCAUUUGCAAGUCAAGGGCAGUCUUGCUUAUCAACCCUUAUUAGACCUAGUGGCACAGCUGGCUCGAGAUGUUCAGGCUGAUUUCUAUCCUCACUUUCAUGACUUUUUCCUGGCUAUCACCAAGUUACUGGAUACGCAGGACACAGAGCUGCUGGAAUGGGCUUUUACCUCACUUUCCUAUCUCUACAAAUACCUGUGGAGAUUGAUGGUGAAGGACAUACACAACAUAUACAGCCUGUACAGCACCCUGCUGGCUCACCACAAACUUCACAUCAGAAACUUUGCUGCUGAAAGUUUUGUUUUUCUAAUGAGAAAGGUUUCUGAUAAAAAUGCGAUCUUCAAUUUAAUUCUCCGUGACCUGGAAGAGCACCCCGAGAAAGUGGAAGGUGUAGGACAGCUAAUUUUUGAGAUGUGCAAGGGUGUUCGAAACAUGUUCCACUCUUGUGCAGAGACGGGUCUGAAGUUAAUUCUGUUAAAGCUGGGGCCUGUUACUGAAGAAGAAAUUGAACUGCCAUGGGUAGCCGUGGGAGAAGCCUUUAAGCAGAUGAUCAAAUCAGCUGCAGUGCAUAUCCAUAAGGAGCAUUUUGACAUUGUCUUCAAGUGCCUGAAGGAGUCACUCUUAGACUUGCAGAGGAAAAUAACUAAGGCAAACUGCUGUAUGGCUUCAGAACAGAUAGAAAGGAUUCUGCAAGCUUAUCUGAUCCUAGUGGAACAUGCAAAUGGAUCCAAAAUCUCAAUGCCUGAAGAUGUCUGUUGGAUUUUAAUAGAAAUGUUACAAACACCAUAUCUCUCAUCAUCUUGCUGCAAGACCUUGCUGAACACAAUUUCUGCGUUCCUGCUGGCCGAGAAUGUUUUUCUGCCUGAUUAUGUGACCACGGAAGCUGUUGAGAAGGUAUUUGCAAGUGGAUUUGAACGGCGCUUUAUUCUGGACUUCUCUGAAGCGAUAUUUAGAAUGAAGCAAUUUGAGAGGCAUUUACUUACGUACUUUGUAGAGUACAUUGACCAUUGCUUCUCGGGCACGGAUGCCCAGGCAAAGGAUGAGGCCAUGGCAAUUCUGGCUAAACUCAUUCUGGUAAAAGCAGAGCCUCCUACCAGUGGUUCAAUGGGAUUUGAAAAGUAUCCUCUCUUUUUCAGUAAAUCAUCCAUCAGGUGUAAUACAGCUCAACAAACAAGUAAAACACAAGGAGUACCCGUGUUAGAUCAUGUACUGUCUUUAAUCCGUUUACCAGAGGAGGACAUUACUGACCUUUCACAGGCUUGGGCUGCCUUGGUUGUACUGCCACAUAUUAGACCAAUGAACGUAGAAAACAUUCUGCCCUGUGUGACAAGUUUUAUAGACUCACUCUUCACAGCCAUUGACAAAGGAAGUCUCUGCAAAGGAAGCCUGUUUGUGGCCUGCCAAGCUGUAAGCACUCUUCUUAGUUUGAUGGACUCUUCUGAAAUACUCCAUUUGUUACCUGUGGAGCGUGUCAAGAACUUGGUGGCCACUUUUCCUUCAGAUCCUUCUGUGUUGCUGUUGGCUGAUCUCUAUUACACAAGCCUGACGUUAUGUGGCUGCCAGAAGCCCCUUUCCCAAGGGAACCUAAUAGACUUGUUUGAGAAGUUGCAUCAUAAUAUUUCCACUGGUGUUUCCAAGGUCCGGCUAUUGACUGUUCGAAUUCUAAACCAUUUUCAGGAUCCACUUUCAACAGAGGUUGAGGAUGAUGACACAGAGGAGCUCCUGCCACUAUUUACCAUAUUGCUCCAAGCAGAACUUGUGCCAGCAACAGUGAAUGAUUACAGAGACAAACUUGUCCAUUUGAGGAAACUGAGAUAUGAUAUAGUGCAGUCUGUAAUACCAAGUGAAUCUUUGCAGGAGGUGCCUCUUCGAUAUUUACUGGGAAUGCUUUAUAUUAACUUCAGCCCUCUUUGGGAUCCUGUAAUUGAACUCAUUACGUCUCAUGCAAAGGAAAUGGAGAAUAAACAGUUCUGGAAGGUCUUAUAUGAACAUUUGGAGAAGGCUGCUACCUAUGCUGAAAUGGAGCUGCAAAAUGAACUAGAUGAACAGGAGGAAAGCAUUGCUGAAACAGAAAGCGAGAUGCCAGAAGGAGGUGUGAGGACUGUCUUCCUGGAGCAGCUGAGGACUAGGACAGACUGCAGUGAGCGGCUGGACCACACAAACUUCCGUUUGCUACUGUGGAAAGCACUGGAUAAGUUUCCAGACAGGGUGGAGCCUAGGUCAAGGGAACUUUCCCCCCUUCUUUUGAGAUUUAUUAGAAACGAGUACUACCCAGCAGAUUCAUUAGUGGCUCCAUCUCAGGAUCUUAGAAAGAAAAUUGGUGGUACAGUAGCAGCAAAAGAAAUACCCAGUGAAGAGGUGAAUGAUGUUGCUAUGGAGGAGGAGGAGGAGGAGGAAGAAGAAGAAAAGGAAGAAGGGGAACGAAUUACUGUAGGACUACCAAAAAGGAAAACAAGAAGAGCUGCUGCUAAGCAACUAAUAGCUCACUUAAAAGUUUUCUCUAAAUUCUCCAAUCCUCGUUCGUUGUUUCUGGAGCAGAAGUUGAACGCAUUGUAUAUUCAGUUACUGUCCCAUCAAGACCAGAAUGUACAGAGAAUAGCUCUUGACUGCAUAAUGACGUACAAGCAUCCUCAUCUACUGCCAUACAGGGAGAACUUGCAAAGGCUACUGGAGGACAAGACUUUCAAAGAAGAAAUAGUCCAUUUCAGUAUUUCUGAGGAGACCUCAGUAGUAAAAAUGGAGCAUCGACCAGAUCUCAUUCCUGUUCUUAUGAGGAUUCUCUAUGGGAGAAUGAGAAACAAAACAGGGAGCAAAACACAGGGCAAGUCUGCAGCGGGCACUCGCAUGUCAAUUGUUCUGCGAUUUCUUGCCGGCUCACUGCCAGAAGAGAUACGAAUGUUCUUGGAUCUACUCUUUGAAGCUGUGAAGCAAUUCAGUAAUGGGCCUUGCCAGACUGCAGUGCUUCGAAGCAUGUCAGAGUUGGAUUUAGCUAAAGUCCUGCCUCUUGGGCGUCAGCAUAGCCUCUUCAAUGGUCUUGAGGUUGUGUUGAAAAACAUGGGACAUUUGAUCCAUCAGUACCUGCCUGAAAUUCUACAGAUUCUGCUCUGCAUGACAGCUGUGGUAUCCUGCAUCCUCCAGCAAAGGGAGAAGGUCCAACCUAGGUUCAUUAAUCCACUGAAGAAUUUGAGACGUCUUGGACUCAAGCUUGUAGCAGAGUUUUUUUCUGAUUAUGAGACCUACAGCUUUAGCGUGGAAGAGAUUGAUGCAGUUUUCCAUGCAGUGGUAUGGCCUCAGGUCUGCAGAUUGGCUUCGGAGAGUCAGUAUUCUCCAACUUUUCUGCUCAAACUCAUUCACAUCUGGAGUAAGAAUCCCAGGUAUUUCCCCUUGCUGGCCAAGCAGAAGCCAGAUCACCCAGAAUGUGAUAUACUGUCAAAUGUGUUUGCCGUGCUGUCAGCCAAGAACCUGUCUGAGGCCACAUCCAGUCUUGUGAUGGACAUAGCUGACAGUCUUCUCAACAGCCCAGAUUUUGAACCUACAGAGCGUGUUUCCAGCUUGAGUGUGACUGACUGUGUUGUCAUGGUCACUGGAGAUGCGACAGAAGAGCCCCUCAGCCUAGGUUGCCGUUUGGUUCUGCCUCAUGUUCCUGCCAUACUUCAGUACUUCAGCAAAACAAUGUUAAAAGUGGAGAAGGUGAAAAAGAAGAAGUAUAGAGCUCAAGUCAGCAAAGAGCUGAGUAUACUUUCCAGGAUCAGCAAAUUCAUACAAGAAAAGAGUCAGAAUUCAGUGCUUGUGAGCCUUCUCCUCCCGUUCCUGUAUCAGACUAACAUGGAGCAGGGUACAGAGAUUGACAUUCUGGAGACAGUGCAAAACUUGCUGAGGCAUUGCUCAAACCCUACAAGCUUUCUCAAACCACUGGCAAAGCUUUUUUCUGUCAUCCAGAACAAAGUUUCACGACAUAAGUUGUGCUUGGUAUUUCAGACUUUAUCUGAGUUGGACAGUGAAUUGAAAUAUAUUACUGAUGUUGUUAAGCUGAAUGCCUUUGAUCCACGACAUCUCGAUGAUAUUGACUUUGAUGUACGUCUAUCAGCAUUCCAGUCAAUCACAGCCCACAUCAAGGAAAUGCAAGCAGUGGAUAUUGACUUCCUCAUCCCCGUUUUGCACAACUGCUUCUAUACCAUCCAGCUAGGGGAUAUGGCUCUUAGUGACAACGCAAGCCUCUGCUUGACCAGUUUUAUCCACCGACUAGCAGAAAUCAACCACACAGAAGAUGACUACAAGGAGCUAAUCCAGCACACUCUCCUGGAGUCUGUGAGAAGGGGUCUGAAGAGUAAGACUGAGAGCGUCCAGCAGGACUACACAUCAUUGCUUUCCUGUCUUAUUCAAACGUUCCCAGCAAAUCCUGAAUUCCAGGAUAUGGUCCAGUUGACCAACCGCCACGAUCCCGACAUGGACUUCUUUGAGAACAUGAAACAUAUGCAGAUCCACAGGAGGGCACGAGCUUUGAGGAAACUGGCUAAGCAGCUUACUGAACAAAAGCUUGUGCUGUCUUCUAAAUCCCUCCAGAACUACAUCAUGCCUUAUGCUACUACUGCCAUUUUUAAUGAAAAAAUGCUUAAGCAUGAAAAUAUGGUAACAGCCUCAGUUGAAGUUAUUGGAGCUGUCUGCCGGCACCUCUCGUGGUCAGCGUACUUGUACCACUUAAAGCAUUUCAUCCAUGUUCUGCAAACAGGACAGAUCAGUCCAAAGCUGGGAGUCAGCUUGUUAGAGACAGUGCUGGAAGCCUUUCACUUUGACCAUGAAACACUUGAAAAGCAGCUUCUGACCAUCGAGAACCAAGAAAUUGCAGCCAUGGACCUUGAGCCAGUGGUGGAGGCUGAAGAAGCUAUGGAGCUGGAGCAGAGUGAUGGGGAAGAGGAAGUGGCUGAGAAAAACAAAGGCAAGAAUCUCCCUGAGAAGCCUGCAGAACCUGAGCGUGCAGCUGAGACACCUGAAGAUGCUGAGCAAGUGACCAAACCUGUUUGUUUCUUACCUCGAAAUAAAGAGGAACUGGAGUGUCUAAUCAAACACAUUCAAGAUACAGUUACAGUCAACAUCUUGCCUAAAUUGCACAGGUGUAUUGUUGCAAAGGUUAAAAGAGAUGAUGAACACAAGCUUGUGAAAUCCAACGUUGUGAAUGAUGACGAGGUAGUUCGUAUUCCGUUAGCUUUUGCAAUGGUCAGGAUGAUGCAGUGUCUUCCCCAAGAAGUGAUGGAAGCCAACCUUCCAAGCAUCCUGCUGAAAGUUUGCACAUUUCUGAGGAACAGAUUUCAGGAAAUACGGGACAUUGCCCGUAACACACUCACUAAAAUCAUGGAAGUGUUGGGAGUGCGGUACUUUCUGUACAUCUUAAAAGAGAUGCAGUCCACUCUUGUCCAUGGGUACCAGCUCCACGUGCUGACUUUCACUGUGAACCUGUUACUGAAGGGCCUUGCUACCCGGCUCAGUGCUGGUGAUUUGGACCCCUGCUUAGAUAUCCUGAUUGAGAUUUUCAACCAGGAGUUGUUUGGGAAUGUAGCUGAAGAGAAGGAAGUGAAGGGAAUUGUCUCCAAGGUCAUGGAAGCACGCAAGAGCAAGAGUUUUGAUUCCUAUGAAAUUCUUGGAAAGUUCAUAGGAAAGGGCCAGGUGACGAAACUUAUUCUGCCCUUGAAAGAGAUUCUGGAGAACACUACAAGCUUGAAGAUAGUCCGGAAAGUGCAUGAGGCACUGCGUCACAUCAUGGCAGGGCUGAUCUUCAAUUCAGACAUGAAUGCAGAAUCCCUUCUCCUCCUCAGUCACGGUCUCAUCAGUGAAAACUUGCCUCUGCUUACUGAGAAAGCCAAAAAAAAAGUUGACCCUCCUCCAGAUCCUAGGCUGCAACCAGAGAGCUGCCUGCUACUCCAACCCACUCCCAUGAGAGGAGGGCAGAAAGCCCGUGUCAGCAGCAGGACUAACACAUACAUAUUGGUUGAUUCGGGACUUCGGUUGCUGCACAUGAGCUUGAAGAGAUCCAAAGUAAAUUCUUCUGAGGAGCAUGCUUUGGAAAUGUUAGAUCCUUUUGUUCAGCUGCUUAUAGACUGCCUGAAAUCUAUGGAUGUCAAGGUGAUAACUGGUGCUCUGCAGUCCUUGGUAUGGAUUUUAAAGUUCCCUUUGCCUUCUGUUAGUACGAAUCUGGAGGCACUGAUCAAGCAGCUUUUCCUCUUACUGAAAGAAUUUGCCAAGACAGGAAUAGCCAAAGGCCAGAAUUUCCACCUGGUUGUGAGCUGUUUCAAAUGUGUAACAAUACUUGUGAAGAACGCAAAGAGUCAGAUAACAAGCAAACAGCUCCAAGUGUUGCUUGGCUUUGCUGAAGAAGAUAUUUAUGAUUCAUCACGCCAAGCCACUGCCUUUGGCCUUCUCAAGGCUAUUUUAUCCAGGAAGCUGAUUGUCCCUGAAAUUGAUGAUGUGCUGCAGAAGGUCGCCCAAAUGGCCAUCACUGGUCAGAGUGAGCCAGUGCGAGUCCAGUGCAGACAGAUUUACUUAAAAUAUAUUCUGGACUACCCCCUUGGUGACAAGCUGAAACCCAAUUUGGAUUUCAUACUUGCACAACUGGAGUAUGAGUAUGAAACUGGAAGGGAAUCAGCACUGGAGAUGAUUGCGUACCUCCUUGAUAUGUUCCCAAAGGAUCUGCUCCACAAAUACUGCGGGCUGUUUUUUCUCUCUCUUUGUAUGAUGAUGAUAAAUGAUGACUCUGCCAAAUGCAAAAAGAUGGCAGCUUUGACUUGUAAAGCUCUCCUCAGGAAGAUAAGCAAUGAAAAACAAGAUCUGAUGUUUUCGCUGGUCACAGAGUGGUUUCAUAGCAAGAAGAGCUCACACAGGAGGCUGGCUGCCCAGGCAUGCGGUUUGUUUGUUGAAGUGGAGGGAGUAAUGUUUGAACGGCGUCUCAAAGCUGUCCUCACCUUGAUUGAAGACGAAAUCAACCCUAUUAAAUUUGAAGACAUAACUGAAGAGGAGGAGGAGAAGGCUGCAGACAGGCUGCUAUUCAGCUUUCUUGUUCUGAUAACAAAGCUGAUCACAGACUGCAACUUGAUUCAGUUAACCAAGAACAGUGAUAUUGUGAAUAAUAUCUGGAGUCAUGUCCAGUCUCACCUGUGGUAUCCUCAUAGCUGGGUAUGGCUGACAGCUACUGAGAUCUUUGGCUUGUUGUUUGCAUCUUACAAGCCAGAAGAUCUUGUCAACAAAUGGAGAGAAAGAAAGACAAGGAAGGGGAAAAAGGCUUCAGCAGAGCUGUCUGCAUCCACAGUCUUCUUGACUACUGAACUGGACAAAAAGAUGAAGGAACUUGUGUUUGCAUUUUGCCAUCAGCUGCAGUCCAAGUUCCUGGACCUGUCUCUGGGAGAGCAGGUUAUAAAGAAUUUGCUUUUUGUGGCAAAAGUUGUUUACUUGCUAGCCCCUGCCUUAGAAGAAAGUAAAGAGGCAGAAGGAGAACUCAGCUGUGAAAUGGAGGAGCAGGAGGCCUCCGAAGAUGAGGAAGAGAAAGACGUUUCUGCUCAAGUAGAUGGAGAAAGAGAAGAAACAGAAGAGAAAGGCCAGCCAGCUACAUUGCAGUGGUUAAUGAAGAAACUCUCUGUCAUGGCGAAGCGAGAAGCAGCAUAUUCCCCUAAAGUCCCUUUAAAGAGAAGCUGCAUCUUUAAGUUCCUGGGAGCGAUCUCAGUGGAUCUGGGGAACGACAGGAUCAAGCCAUACCUUCCAACAAUUCUCACCCCUCUGUACAGGGAGCUGAACAGCACCUAUGCAGAGCAAGAUCCAACACUGAAGAACCUUGCCCAAGAAAUCAUAGACCUGCUCAAGAAGUUAGUCGGGCUUGAGGCUUUCUCGCUCGCCUUUUCUUCUGUGCAGAAACAAGCCAAUCAGAAAAGAGCAAUGAGGAAAAAGCAGAGAGCUUUGCAGACUGUAGCAAACCCUGACAUUGCUGCAAGGAGGAAGAUGAAGAGACACAAGAAUAAAGCAGAAACCAGGAAGAGAAAAAUAGAACUCCUGCGCCCUACCUUCAAGGCCAAGAGACCUCGAAGUCACGCACUGAAAGAUUUAGCGAUGGUGGAAUGAAAAAGCUUUCCCCCAUGGAGGAUUCAUAUAUAAAAAGUGAUUUCAAACCAGGGGACUGAUUACUGUUAAAAAAAAAGUAUUUACAUAUUGUAAUUGUAUUUAUUACUAUUUUUUCAUUUCCUCUUUAAAGCUUUUCAGUUUUUUUCUGAACCUGUACAGUUGGAUGGACAACCACCAUGAUCCUUUAUAUUAAAUUUUACUUCACUUUUAAAAGAUGGAUUAUGUUAUGACUGCAUUCAUGCCAGUGAACAUCCUGACACCUGGAGAGAAAACAAUCUGCCUCCUGACUUUGAUUUGUCUUUCAGUUUUUCCAGCUACACAACGUGAUUUACUGUCAUUUCUGGCUAAGCUAAGAGCAUGAAAAUAACAGCUUGUGAAGGUGGAAGUUAAAUUGAAAUUAUGGCCCUGGCCGAUGAAGGCAGUGGGUGGCU
Messenger RNA from Cuculus canorus (common cuckoo), 8897 nucleotides. RefSeq names its product UTP20 small subunit processome component (gene UTP20). The record is from RefSeq and is a predicted model, not a curated record. Gene Ontology annotation, cellular component: small-subunit processome; 90S preribosome; nucleolus. NCBI's taxonomy places the organism in Eukaryota, Metazoa, Chordata, Aves, Cuculiformes, Cuculidae. Bases 88 to 8466 code for a protein of 2792 amino acids. The transcript is spliced from 62 exons.